Ramularia collo-cygni is the source of this 528-nucleotide messenger RNA. RefSeq lists its product as uncharacterized. Bases 1 to 528 code for a protein of 175 amino acids. The record is from RefSeq and is a predicted model, not a curated record. The transcript is spliced from 3 exons. NCBI's taxonomy places the organism in Eukaryota, Fungi, Ascomycota, Dothideomycetes, Mycosphaerellales, Mycosphaerellaceae.
AUGAAGUCAUUCACUCCUAUCCUGGCACUUGGCCUCGCAGGCCUCGUGCAAUCCCUGGACAUGUCUUUCUACAAACCAGGAGCUGGCGUUGAGCCAGAAUUCAAGGCCUACGUCGAAGAACUCUACCGAUCCACAGAGGUCCCAGCCUACACCACCGAGUUCUCCAACUUCUUCACGCCCGAUGGACAACUCAUUGUACGCGGAAUCGUCGCCACUGGCUCCGACGAGAUCAUCGCUCUGAAGCAGAGACUCCUACCGCCGGCUGGCAACAAGCACUGGAACCAUCGUCCAAAUGCCACCACCGUUGACUCCGACUCCAGCACACAGAAGGUGUACCAGGUACUUGGCGUUAUUCAAGCCACCUACGAUGGCGUAAACUGCUCUCAGGCAUACUAUUCCACUCGCUUCACGGUGGUGAAGAAUGCGGGCGUGUUGUCCUUUGAGACGCACGCGGGAAACCUGGCCAAGUAUGAUGACUUUAUCAUCCAGCCAUCUGUGUCUCCCACCGACAUUGCAUGUGACCCUUAG